This is a messenger RNA of Dracunculus medinensis (Guinea worm), 966 nucleotides long. The record is from the annotation of a GenBank genome assembly. NCBI's taxonomy places the organism in Eukaryota, Metazoa, Nematoda, Chromadorea, Rhabditida, Dracunculidae.
AUGGGUCAAGAAGAUGCAAGUGCUAAUCUUGAACCGGAACAGUUUCGAAAAAUGUUCAUCGGUGGCCUUACAAGUUCGACUAGUGAUGAAACGCUUAAAGAAUUUUAUUCAAAAUGGGGACAGCUUGUCGAUUGUGUCGUUAUGCGUGACCCAACAACUAAGCGUUCGCGCGGUUUUGGUUUCGUUAGCUAUUCGAAACAAUCUGAAGUGGAUGAAGCUAUGGCGAAUAGACCACAUAUUAUAGAUGGCAAAACCGUAGAUCCAAAACGAGCUGUUCCUCGAGAACAAUCGGAAAGAAGUGAAGCAACUGUUUCUUCAAAACGUUUAUAUGUAUCAGGCGUACGGGAAGAGCAUACGGAAGAUAUGUUUAAGGACCAUUUCAGCAAGUAUGGCAACAUUCUGAAGUGUGAAAUAAUCGCUGAUAAAAACACCGGAAAACCACGAGGUUUUGCAUUUAUUACAUUCGAUGAUUACGAUGCAGUUGAUAAAUGUGUUCUUAUCAAAAGUCAUAUGAUCAAUAACUACAGAUGUGAUGUAAAAAAAGCGCUUAGUAAGGAAGAAAUGGCGAAGGCACAGCAACAGGAAAGAGAGCGAUUGGAUCGAGGAGGCAGAUCACGAGGGCCACCGCUUCGAGGUGGUAAUGGUUGGGGACCUGGUGGUGGUGAUCGUUAUGGUGGACCUGGCUGGGGAUCAGGUCCAGGUGGACCAGGAAGUUACGGUGGAUAUGGAGGUUACGGAGGUGGUUAUGGGGCGCCAUCUGGUGGAAGAUGGGGUGGAGAUGGUGGAGGUGGCUGGGGUGGACCUCCAUCGCAAAGUGGCGGAUGGGGUGCACCUGGUGGUGGUGGAUCCGGCGGUGGAUGGGGUCACAAUGGUGGGCAAGGUGGUUGGGGCCAGGGGAGUCAUGGUGGAGCGCAAUCGUGGGGUGGUGCUGGUGGAGCAGGCGGUUGGGGUGGUCGAGGAUACUAA